Messenger RNA from Closterium sp. NIES-65, 729 nucleotides. The record is from the annotation of a GenBank genome assembly. Lineage: Eukaryota; Viridiplantae; Streptophyta; Zygnematophyceae; Desmidiales; Closteriaceae.
AUGUCCACACACCCCUCACACUCCACCCCUCGCAACCCUCACAUCGCGGUCGUGGCAGCGAUGGCGCCACACCUGCCAUGCCGUGAGGGGGCUGCAAGCCGCCUCACCCUCACUGAUCACACACUGUGCGUUGCCUCUCUCGCUCCCUCCAGCGAGGACGCAGCACGGGUGAGCGCACUGAGGGUGCGCGGGGUGGAGUUGGACGCGCUGCUCGCUGACAUCCCGCCCACAGCAGCACCUGCCCCGGUUGCCACCUUCCCCGUCACCGUCGUCAUCGCCCCCGUGGGAGGCGCCUCCUCCACCCUCAACGCACCUGCUGCUGCUCCUGCCGCCGGGGCGGCAGGACCGCGCCGCCCAUUCAAACCGUCACUGCAGAUCGCAGGGGAUGCAGUGGGCGGCAUGGGCGGUGGAGCGCCAGAGUCGCCCGAGGACGGCGCGCCGAUGACGCCGUUUGUGAUCUCGGGCAGCAUGCGACGCCAGCAGGGAGGCGGGUUCCGCGACGAGCAGGGCCGGCUGAGACGCCCCGCGAGGAAACCCGGUGUGGCGUCGAUCGCUGAGGGCGUGGAGGGGCCGGGCGACAAAGGCGGUGGGGAGGGCGGGCGACAGAGUAGUGAGGUUGAGCGUGAUGAGGGAGUGGUGGGUGACGGGAUCUCAGAGGGAGAUGCGGGUGAAAAGGCUGGUUCGGAGGCAGAAGAGACAGGGAGUGCGGAGGGCAAGGUGAUAUGGUGA